Ixodes scapularis (black-legged tick) is the source of this 1359-nucleotide messenger RNA. RefSeq lists its product as uncharacterized. Lineage: Eukaryota; Metazoa; Arthropoda; Arachnida; Ixodida; Ixodidae. The record is from RefSeq and is a predicted model, not a curated record. Gene Ontology annotation, molecular function: structural constituent of chitin-based larval cuticle. The coding region runs from base 1 to 1068 and encodes 355 amino acids. Gene Ontology annotation, cellular component: chitin-based extracellular matrix. The transcript is spliced from 6 exons.
AUGGGUCAAGAGGACGGGCAUCGUCGGGUCCUUCUUGGAUGUCGGAGCCCGUCAUUCUCCAUCACAGUGUGUCCGGCGCAGGGCAAGUUCAAGAACUGGGCCCGGCGCAUCACGCUCGUCCCCGACAGCACCCUGAUGCUGGGCAACCGGCUGGUCGUGCCCCGGGACCGCUACGCGGACAUUGCCUGGACUUUCCACAUCGCGGACCCUCAACGCCACCUCACCAUCUCGGAGGUGGUGCUGAGGAUCCAGACGGUGUACACCUGGGGCCGGCAGAACUUCGGCAUGUGCUGGGAGGUGGCGGCUUACGUGUGCGGCACCUGCGACAGGCCCGCCUGCCGCAGCAGGAGCGCGCACCUCGGCGCCGCCGCCUACCUCAACUUCGACAACUGCGGCGGUCGGGUGUCCGGCGUCCAGUUCCCGCCUCCGUGGCUGCGCGACUCGGUGACGGCGCUCGCCUGGGCCGUCCAGAACCGCGUCCGCCUCAACCCGCUCGCCACCAGCGUCGAGCUUCGGCUUAAGGCGUUGGGUCUGAAAAUGCUGUACUCGAGCAAUGAUUCCAAGCCACCCACCUGCGAAUCUCACACAGAAAAUGUUUACGAAGAGCUCACAUUCGCCUGCCUGGCUGUUGGGGCCUUCGCCGGCGACCGCUUCAACAACCCCGGCUUCCGGGGCUUCGGAUCUGGCUUGGGAUUCGGAGGUGCGAGGCUACUAGGAUCUGCGGCCAGCAUCGAUCCCGUUUACCCUCCGCAGCCGUACAACUUCGGCUACGACACUGCGGACGAGUACGGCACCAAGCAGUUCCACAAGGAGCAGGGCGACGCCAGCAACACCAAGACCGGCACGUACGGCUACUCGGACGCCAACGGCCUGUUCCGGCGCGUCAACUACGUGGCCGACGCCGGGGGCUUCCGGGCCACCGUGGAGACUAACGAGCCGGGCACCGAAGCCGGCCAGAGCGCCGACGCCGUCUUCAACGCCAACCCCGUGGUCACCGGGCCGACCGCGGCGGCCGCCUACGCCGUCCCGGCCUACGCCAGGUACGGAGGCUUCGGAGGCCACCACUGAGGAGCCGUUGAGAGACGCUCCCCGGAGGAGAGUCCCCUCGACGUCUCGGGCAGGUGCGCCGCAAGAAAUGGUGUUGCCCCUGGGACUCUGCUUGGGACGGGAGAAUGCUCUGCAUAGCGGAAGAGGCCUCGUUGGCCUCGUCCCCGGAAUGAGACGACGCCUUCCAUGAAGUCGGUGCACACACGGAGCCAACUCGCCCCACGGGAGUUCGCUGCUGCGAGAUUUGCACCAGGACCUGUAUGAGAAUGGCUGUCAACUAGAAUGUGAAUAAAAGUUGGAGAUCUCUGGAAA